AACGCAAGCUACUACAGUCAAAAAUACUUGGAAGUGGAAAAUGUUGGUCAACGUUACAGUAUAGCCAAGCCAUAUAAAUAAGUUGGCACUUUAUGUAAAACUGUAUGAGUAGAACAAGAUAAAUAUUUGCAAAGCCACAGUUGUCCCAGGGAAGUUCAUAUUUUUGUAAACCACAAUUUACAACAUUUUGAUCGCGAACAGGAGACUUCGGGAAGGCUGUAUUGCUAGCCAGAUUGGUGGCUAGCUAUCAAGUGUCUUAGCUAAUGUUUUACAACUGAACUGUUGACUCUGCCUCGCAGUAAUGUCAGCAUCUGCCAAGAGCGCAUCACACCUCCAGCAGCGGGUCAGACGUAGCGAGGGGUCUCCAACCGCCCCAUCCGGCACCAACACCAGCAACAGCACGGCUCGCCUGCUGCCCGUCCGCGCCACCGUGCCGUACCAGCUCUUGCGUGGAAGCCAGAGCCCAGCCCGCUCUCCCUCCUCCUUCUCAGUCGGUAGCAACACGGAACCGACGACAUCCAGCAGCUCCGGUCCCGCAAGCCCGACGCAGUUGCUGGCGAGCCCGGGAGGGAGCGGAUCGGUGGAAGCGAGGCUGAUCGUCGGACAGAGACGGUCGCCGCCUGACAGCCAGAGCUCACCUGAGCGGAGUCCCAACUCACCCGUGAGCAGAGUGGACAGGUGUAAGCCUCAGCAGGUGGGCGGCUCCGGCUCUAUCCGUCGUACCUCGUCUCUGGGUGCGAUCACAGGGCCCUACCUGACGGGCCAGUGGCCCCGGGAUCCCCAGCUGCUCCUCCCUUUCUGCACCCGAGACAAAGCCACACAGACUCCUGGAUGCUGGGCUGAGGAAGGAGGGGGAAAGAGGAAAGCACACCGCCGCUCGGCAUCGUGGGGCAGCGCUGACCAGCUCAAAGAGCAGAUCGCCAAACUCCGGCAGCAGCUGCACCGCAGUAAACAGGGCUGCCGACACAGUAAGGAGAAGGAGCUUCUCUCUCCCCAGCAGGGGGCGCACUUCACCACGGCCAGCCAACCGCAGGCGUCCAUGUCGAAGCCCGGGCAGAUGCCGCUGUCCAACAUGACAGUGCCCAAGGCCACCAUCUCCAGAGUUCCCAGCAGCAUGGAGGGCAUCAACCACGAGCUGGAGAAGGUGUUCAUCAGAGACUGCACCUCCGAGAGGGAGGAGCUCAAGGCUCUGGAGGUGCCGGACGGCCGGCGUGCCCCGUUCCCCCCGCAGCAGCGUAGCAGCAGCUCCCACAGUGUGGACACGCAGACGCCCUCCGCCCCCGGCCGCUCCAGCAGCUGCUCCAGCCUCUCGCCCUGCCCCUCCCCCGCCUGCCCCCCCGGCUCCCGCGACGACAGCCCCUACUACGCUGAGGACAAAGACAGCGAGAACAGUUCUCCUCUGCCCAAGCUGGCCUCCUCCCCCAAACCCAACAACAGCUACAUGUUCAAGCGAGAGCCUCCGGAGGGCUGUGAGAGGAUCAAGGUCUUCGAGGAGAUGGCGUCUCGGCAGUCUGGCUCCACCCCCCUCUUCUCCUGCCCCGACAAAAACAAGGUGAACUUCAUCCCCACUGGCUCCGCCUUCUGUCCCGUCAAGCUCCCGGGCCCCUCGCUCUCCGCCACGACCUCUGACCCUGACGACCCCGACGACCCGGACGCCGCCGCCGGCCCCAGCUCCGCCCCCCCAGGCAUGGUCAGAUUCGCCCGGCCCUUCCCCCCCGUGACUCAGGUCUCCACCAGCACCAGCACAGACCCCCCCGAGGCGCCCGCAACACCACCCGGCCAGCACCAGGGGGCAGCAUUGGACCUGCUGUACCCAUCGCAGAACUCUGACGUCAGCUAGUGUCCAGCUCGGCCACACCCCCACCCACACCACACGCACGCACACUCAUACACACACACACACACUCAUACACACAAAC
Messenger RNA from Megalops cyprinoides (Indo-Pacific tarpon), 1919 nucleotides. It is a transcript of the gene glcci1a, whose product is annotated as glucocorticoid induced 1a. Lineage: Eukaryota; Metazoa; Chordata; Actinopteri; Elopiformes; Megalopidae. The coding region runs from base 302 to 1840 and encodes 512 amino acids. Gene Ontology annotation, cellular component: cytoplasm. The transcript is spliced from 8 exons. Gene Ontology annotation, biological process: podocyte development. The record is from RefSeq and is a predicted model, not a curated record.